Molecule: messenger RNA, 1600 nt
Organism: Python bivittatus (Burmese python)
Lineage: Eukaryota; Metazoa; Chordata; Lepidosauria; Squamata; Pythonidae
Source: RefSeq, a predicted model, not a curated record
UACGUCUGUACAUAUUCGAAGGUGGCAUGAAUUUACAAUAUGCUUCUGUUGUCAGUACUCGAAGAUUCACCGUACGAAGCAGCGACCGGCUUUCCUGCCAGAUAAAUUACAAACCCCAUAAACCAACGCGACCGUGUCGGGACACCACUUCUGCGCUUGCGUAGUAACUGCUGCCGGUGGAGGUGGGGCUAGUGGAAUCGGCGUUUCCUUUUUUCAAUUAAUCGUGCCAGAGGAAUACGGGAGGAUUUGUGGGCGCGUGCGUAAACUUUCUAGAUUGGUAUUCGGCGUCAUGCGGCGUCUGCUGUUGUCUCUUGGGAUUUUGCGACUUGUUACUCUGUUUCUGUUUACUGUUUGCUGGGAGAAUAGCUCAGCAGAUACACACUGGAAAAAAUUCCUUGUUCAGAUUGACAAGGCAGUGAAGAACUACAGGCCAUGCAUGAAAGAUAACUGUGACUGCUAUCAAAGAGUUAGGGAACAAGACUUGGCUCCUUUUCGAGAGGGAAUCUCUGAAGAGUUGCUGUCAGAAGCAGUCAGUCGAAAGCUUGGGACACACUACCAGAUCAUUGAGAAGAGGUUGUACCGUGAGCAUGAUUGCAUGUUCCCUGCAAGAUGUAGUGGGGUUGAGCAUUUCAUCCUGGAAAUUAUUCAGAACCUUCCAGAUAUGGAGAUGGUCAUCAAUGUGCGAGACUACCCCCAGGUGCCCAAAUUUAUGAAACCAAGAGUCCCUGUUUUAUCUUUCAGCAAGACUUCAGAAUACUAUGAUAUUAUGUACCCUGCCUGGACAUUUUGGGAAGGGGGACCAGCUGUUUGGCCAAUUUAUCCUACUGGCCUUGGGCGUUGGGAUCUAAUGAGAGAAAGCCUCCAAAGUUCGGCAGAAAAAUGGCCGUGGAAGAAGAAAAUUUCAAAAGCCUAUUUUCGAGGAUCCAGGACAAGUUCAGAGCGGGAUCCCCUCAUUCUUCUUUCCCGAGAGAAUCCAAAUCUUGUUGAUGCAGAGUACACUAAGAACCAAGCUUGGAAAUCUGAAAAAGAUACUCUUGGGAGACCACCUGCAACAGAAGUUCCACUGGUAGACCAUUGUAAAUUCAAAUACCUCUUCAAUUUUCGAGGUGUGGCAGCCAGUUUCCGCUUCAAGCACCUUUUCCUGUGUGGUUCUUUGGUCUUUCAUGUUGGAGAAGACUGGCAAGAAUUCUUCUACCCACAACUGAAACCUUGGGUUCACUAUAUCCCAGUUCAGUCUGAUCUUUCUAAUGUGAGAGAGCUAUUGGAAUUUGCAAGAGAAAAUGAUGACGUUGCUCAGAGAAUUUCUGAGAGGGGUCGCCAGUUCAUCAUGGACCACUUGCAAAUGGAGGAUAUCACUUGUUAUUGGGAACAACUUCUAACUGCGUAUUCUAAAGCCUUGACUUAUAAAGUGAAACGGAAGAGCAACUAUAGUGAGAUACCAUCCAGACCUUUGAAAACAGAGCUGUAAAAAGCCACACUUCCAGUCAGGGCUUGUGGACAUUUUGAAAUCAGAAAAGUAGGAUUGUUCCUCCAACUAAUGGAAGUUCUCUCUGUUUGUUGAUAAACUAAAGAGAAAAGCAUAUUGUUGCUACUUACUAUA